AUGGCGCCCCAGCCACUGCUAUGUCGCUGUGAUUGCAAUAAAUGCCGCAAGCAUCCUGCAGGAUUUCAAUGGCAGACGAAGAAACUUGCAGCGCAGCACGUCAAGCUUUAUCCUGUUCGUUGGACCAGCCAGAAUGCCGCACUGAACCGCCUUCGACGGAGUAUGUCCCGAAAUCGUGCUCAACCACCUGUAGAUCCCACCAUACUUUGUCGUGAAUCCCACAGACUUCGACUUCAGCGAACCCGUUCAAUUAGGUCUGGCCAGCACUGCAAUGGCUCCAACCCAGCAGCUAGGCAACAGCGCUCUCAAUCAAACUCAAUUCCACGGUGGGAGGACUUUCCAGCGCAUCCCCCUUCUCCAGAACAUUCCCCAGAGCCCGAAGGACCCUUUGGACCAGUUAAUCCACCCGAAAUACAGGAUUUGAAUGCGCCCAUGGACGAUCUACCAACAUACCGACCCCCUGCAUUCCAAGAGGCUGCUUGCGUCCGUCUGGCCUAUAUGCAAGCAGUAAUCGGCAAUGUCUACAAUGGUCUGACAAUCCAGCAGGCUACAGACCAACUUGUCUCUACUCUGGAUGCCCUCGAAGUUGCUGGAGCUCUUCCCGAAAUCCCCCGGCCACUACAAACAUCUGACGGUGCUAAACGUCGGCUCAGUAUCGACCCAGAUCUUUGGAUAACCCAGUACGCUAUUUGCCCCCACUGCUGGAAGCAUUUCAGCCCAACGGCUCUACGCGAGCUGGAGACUCCCGAAUGCCGAGUUGGAAAUUGUACUGGACUCAUUUACGAGGACAUCACUGGAGCUAAAGGGGAGACAAGGCGUCGGCCUCUCAAGAUAAUCCCCCAGGUAUCUCUUAUUGAUAGUCUUCGCCGAAUGUUCCUUCACCCAGGUUUUGCCAGAUCGAUACGAGAUAGCCGAGGCGAGCCAGAGUGCCUGAACGAUAAUGAUGACUUUGUCAUGGAAGAUAUCCACCACAGCGCUGCCUGGCAUGCGCAACAUGUCAACAUCACUCGGGAAGUGUAA
Molecule: messenger RNA, 1020 nt
Organism: Pleurotus ostreatus (oyster mushroom)
Lineage: Eukaryota; Fungi; Basidiomycota; Agaricomycetes; Agaricales; Pleurotaceae
Exons: 1
Coding region: 1-1020 (339 amino acids)
Source: RefSeq, a predicted model, not a curated record